This is a messenger RNA of Eptesicus fuscus (big brown bat), 1640 nucleotides long. RefSeq names its product ECSIT signaling integrator (gene ECSIT). The coding region runs from base 80 to 1546 and encodes 488 amino acids. The record is from RefSeq and is a predicted model, not a curated record. Gene Ontology annotation, cellular component: mitochondrion. Lineage: Eukaryota; Metazoa; Chordata; Mammalia; Chiroptera; Vespertilionidae. The transcript is spliced from 9 exons.
GGAAGCUCUCUGGGCAACAUGGCGGCGCCCAGCAGCCAGAUGUAACUGGCUCGGAGUCCGCGGCCGCCCGCGUUAGUAGAUGAGACAGCCGAGGCUCAGAGAGCUUCAGGCUGUCUCCAGCGGGCACGCCGCAGGUGGGCAGCUAGGCCGGAAUUCGAACCCGCGUCUGCCGGUUUCUCCCAUCGAUCCCAGAAUCCUGGCAGCCAGCCUCAGAGCUGCUGUAGGUGGUUGUCCAACAAGCAGAGGCAUGAGCUGGGCCCAAGCCAUCAUGCUAGCCCGGGGCCUCUCUCGGGGCUGGAGAGGCAUCAGUGGCGCUGCCCUCACGGGAGCCCCCUUCUCUCAGGUACCCUCCCAGGUCCCUCGAGGCCUCCACUGCAGUGUAGCCACCCACAGCUCUGACUCAUCUCUGGUCCCGAGGCCACCUGAGCCGCCGCGGCAGCCGGCCAAGCCCCUGUCACCCCACGAAGAGCUGUUUAGGCUGGCGCCAGAUGGGGCCCGGGACAAAGCCAGCUUUGUGCAAGCUGUGCAGAACUUUGGGCAGCACAACGUGCACAAGCGGGGCCACGUCGACUUCAUCUACCUAGCCCUGCGCAAGAUGCGGGACUUCGGCGUUGAGAAGGACCUGGCUGUCUACAACCUGCUGCUUGACGUCUUCCCCAAGGAGGUCUUCCAGCCUCGCAACGUCUUCCAGAAAAUCUUCAUCCACUACCCCCGGCAGCAGGAGUGCGGGCUUGCUGUCCUGGAGCAGAUGGAGAACCACGGGGUGAUGCCCAACAAGGAGACCGAGUUCCUGCUGCUUCAGAUAUUUGGGCGCAAAAGCUACCCCAUGCUCAAGUUCAUACGCAUGAAGCUGUGGUUCUCCCGCUUCAAGAACAUCAACCCCUUCCCUGUGCCCCGGGACCUGCCCCAGGACCCUGUGGACCUGGCCACGUUGGGUCUGCGACACAUAGAGCCUGACCUCAGCGCCAGGGUCACCGUCUACCAGAUGGCUUCAUCCAAAGACUCCACAGGUACAGCAGAUCCCACCGAGCAGCAUAUUGUAGGUAUCCAGAGUCCCGAUCAACAGGCUGCCCUGGCCCGCCACAACCCAGCCCGGCCUAUCUUCGUUGAGGGCCCCUUCUCCCUGUGGCUUCGCGACAAAUGUGUCUACUACCACAUCCUCAGAGCAGACUUGGAGCCCCCUGAGGAGAGGGAAGUGGAGAUUCCAGAGGAAUGGAACCUCUAUUACCCCAUACAGCUGGACUUGAAGUAUGGUAGAAGCGGCUGGGAUGACUACGAGUUUGACAUCGAUCAAGUGGAAGAAGGCCCUGUCUUCGCCAUGUGUAUGGCAGGUGCCCAUGACCAGGCUACACUGGCCAAGUGGAUCCAGGGCCUGCAGGAGACCAACCCAGCCCUGGCCCAGAUCCCCGUGAUCUUCCGCCUGACAGCGUCCACUGGGGAGCUCCUGGCAUCCUCCUCAGGACUGGAGGAGCCCUGCCCACCACCACCCCAAGAGGAGGAAGAAGAGGAAGACAAUACGCAGCGACAGCAGCAGGGCCAGAGCUGAGGCCUGAGCAGGCACAGGGACCUGGACUGGUGUGGAAGCAUGAGAUGAUCUUUGAUUGUACAGCAAAUAAAAGUUUCCUGGUUUAGGGCUGUUA